Messenger RNA from Drosophila serrata, 776 nucleotides. Its product is annotated as cyclin-dependent kinases regulatory subunit pseudogene. Lineage: Eukaryota; Metazoa; Arthropoda; Insecta; Diptera; Drosophilidae. The record is from RefSeq and is a predicted model, not a curated record.
CUUCUAGUUCCUUCUUCUGGUGAAAAAUUUUCAUUAUCGUCUUUGUAGCCUAAGUGAAAACAUAAAUUUUCGAGUUCUGUGAAUAUUUCUGGUCGAACAUAAACUGAACUUGAGAAAAGGAAUCAGAAGAAGCCGCUUUCACCACAGUUUUCAGAAUUUAGUAGAGAGAAAAGAAAAGGAAUCAAGAUGAACAGGAUCUAUUAUUCGCCGAAAUACUACGACGACACCUACGAGUACCGACAUGUGGUGCUCCCCAGGGAGAUGGUUUACAUGGUGCCCAGGACCCGUCUGAUGUCCGAGUACGAGUGGCGUUCGCUUGGUGUGCAGCAAUCACCUGGAUGGGUUCACUACAUGAUCCACGAUCCAGAGCCGCAUAUCCUUCUCUUCCGCCGACCCAAAACUGAUCAGUAAAUGCAUAGAAGGAGGAUCUACGAGCUGUAACAAAUGAAGGAGAUAUAUACACCUAUAACUACACCAACACUUACACCAACAGGGUGCUGGUGUAAUCCUGCAACCCGCAGGCCCUUCCCAGGGCGGCUUUGAUGUGGUGGUGCAAGAACCAAACUUACUACAAGACUGCCGCAGAUGCUUAACUAACUAUACCUAUACCUGAAGAUAUAGCUUUAAGUAAAGCCAUGAACAUAUUAGGAGGGAGGAGCAAAUACCUGCGCUGAAGACUCCUCUUUCUCCUCGAAACGGCAGAACUUGUACACUUUCACCAAAACUUUCUUGUAAUUUGAUAAUUCCUAAAUAAGAAAAAUAUGUUAACACAUCAA